AACCUAAUUAAGUUGGUUAAAAACAGUGACAUUUCGAAAAUAUACAUAUGUCUCAACAUAUUAAAGUAGUUUUUACCGGUAAUCAUUGAAAAAUAUAGCUUAUACGGCCUUUCAAACAUUGCGAUUUUCGCGAUCCGCGGGCGAGACUCCGGGCCCGCAACCGGAAGUGCUGUGACGUCACGUGCAGAACGGCGUGUUCCAACUCCGCUGCUCCUGCUAUACACAAUAUGGCCGACGACGAGUACCACUCGGACUCAGACUCAUCGGAGUCAAGUGUGGAAGCUAUUUUUGAGGCUUUCGAGCGCGAAGAGCUAGUGGAGCUAGUAGAGGGGGCCGUGGGAGGUAUUGUACCGUACCGGUUCGAGCCGUAUCUUGACGAACAGCAGGCAGAACCGGAGGAUAGCGACGAGGAACUUCAAGGUCGAGAGGAAGACGCGCGUGGGGACGCCGAUGACAACCGGGAUGACAACGCCAUUCCCAUGGGCGUUCAGAGACGCAAUAAUACGAACUGGUGUACCUGUGGACAAUGCGAGGCGAUGAACUCGGAAGUGGAGAGCGUCUGCUGUAGGGAACAGGCCCGGGUUUCAGAGACCAGAGAACAGGUCCAGGGCAUCGAAUGUAUCACUGAACAUAUCGGCUUUCAGCCGGUAUGUUUGAACGAGUAUGUUCUACUGACGGCUCACUACCAGUACCAGGAUCAGUACGGACAGGCCCUCGGAAACGAGUGGAAGAGAUACUCUGCCUACCGGCAGUUUGUCCGGUGGACGUACGGCCACCUGGGGAGAGACAUCAGGGUCCCCCUGCCGUCCUGUGUUGUGUCUAAAGUUAGGUCGGCCUUCUCUUCUGAGAACUAUACGGGCUACAGGGAGAACAGGGCAUAGGGCCUGUCCGUACUGAUCCUGGUACUGGUACUGAGCAGUCAGUAGAACAUACUCGUUCAAAGACUUUCUUUUACCUUGAGUUGCCACCUUUCUGUUGCAUCAACAAUACAUAUAUAAAUUUGGAUUAAAAAGAAAUCUAUCUUUCUCCAUGUCAAAAGUUUAUUGUUACAUGAAGUAAAGUUGACAACAUUUAUCUAACUUGUGUAACUUAGAUAUCUUGGUCUCAUGAACUCGAACAUCACGUACAAAUUACACAGUAGCAAAACUAUUACAAACAUUAACAGGUUUAAACUUAACAUGCCUUGAUUGCACUCAACAGUAUGCAGAUAGGUAGGUAGUUGCACUUGAUAAUGUUUACUUGUAGGGAUAUAUAUAAAUCUGGAUACCUUAUUUACCCCUUUGCUGGUCUUUUUGAUUGUUACUAAUAAGUUUAUGACACAGCCAAUGUAUUACUAGUAGUAUUACUUUGUCUCAGGAACUGGUAGAGUACAAAAGUAUACACCUUAUUAGUAGCCUAGCUACUACAAGUCAUUAACAAGUUAAGAGUGUAAAUUCCUUCAUUAUCCUCAACAUCACACAGAAAAGUAGUACUUAGUUGCACUUGAGGAUGUUUACACUUUUAGGAAUGUAUUUACCUUAUAUAUCCAGAUUCCUUUUACUGGUUUGUUUGACUGUUACAAAAAAGGUUUAAGACAUAGCCACUGUAUAACUUGUCUUAGGAACUGUACAAAAGUAUACACCUUAUCAGUAGCCAAAGCAAUAAAAGGUAAAACUGAACAUGCCUUGAUUGUCAACAACAAUAUACAGAAAUGUACUAAGUUGCACUUGAGCAUGUUUUCACUUGUACGUUGUAGGACUGUAUGUACCUUAUUUAUCCUUUUACUGGUUUGUUUGACUACUACAAAAUAAAGUUUAUGACAGGUAAAAGGUAAAACUGAACAUGCCUUGAUUGUCAUCAACAAUAACAGAAAGGUUCUUAUUUGUAGGACUGCAUGUUUCAAGCUGUAGGAUUGUAAGUACCUUAUCCGUUCUUACUGAAACAUUUUAGAGCCUGAAUCUAGUUACAUGACUGUUGACUGCGUCUGCCUUGGCGGGCUUCUCGAACUGGGCAGUCAGUGGUUGGGGUACUGGUCCAGGUUCAGGAAACUCCAACCCCUCCAGCAUGUCACCGUUGUACUCCUGUCCCCUGCAGAUCUCCUUCACACUCUCCAUCAAGAUUUUCACGUACC
Branchiostoma belcheri (Belcher's lancelet) is the source of this 2110-nucleotide messenger RNA. RefSeq lists its product as uncharacterized. The record is from RefSeq and is a predicted model, not a curated record. Bases 228 to 881 code for a protein of 217 amino acids. Lineage: Eukaryota; Metazoa; Chordata; Leptocardii; Amphioxiformes; Branchiostomatidae. The transcript is spliced from 3 exons.